ACCAGUUCAGCAAGAAUGUUAAUUCGUCUCGUCCCCCAGCCGCCGUCCCCGACGGUGCUGUUCACGCUUUCCUUUCCGCCCCUCGCCCAAUCUCUUCCCCCACCCCCAUCGUGGCACUUGCAGAUUCAGAGACUGGCAACGUCGGAGCUCGAGUUGCCCGCAUCCAUCCAUGCGCUGGAUAAAUCCGCUUGGGUCGUGUGCGUCUUACAGGAGGUAACUUUCGACCUCUGUGCUGGGACUGUGUCGUGCCUCUUCGUCGAUGGACAGAGAGAGGAGUGGCCGCUCGUGGGGGCAGUAGGGGAUAGGUGCGUCAAGUCGCUGGAAAGUGUCUUGGACGACGUCAAUUCCUCUGCGAGAGAGAACGAGAAGGAGCGGUCUGCGGGCGUCGAAGAGAGCCAGUCUCACGUCAGAUCAGUGAAUCCUAAUAGCGUUAAAUCGCCCGCGCCGGUCAAGCACAAGAAGCAGCGGUCUCUGCUCAUGUCCUUGGUCGCUUCACUCGUUCCCCACUCUCACCACCCGGUCCCUUCUCGCGAAGCUCCUCCGCCUCCCGCUCCCGCUCCCGUCCCUGUCGAACCAUCCCCACGGCCCCUCCUCCCUUCCCAAAUGCCCCUUUCCGGCAAACAGCUCCGGCGGCGCGCUCGGUCGACUUUGACCGACACCUACCGCCUCUUCGUCCUUCCGGAACUGCUGACCCGCCUAAGUCCCGGUGGUUACUACACGUGGAUUCUCCGGUCCAUGAUCGACCGGGCUCAGCGCCGAAUGCGCGAGCUGGCUGAGCAGAGAGGCCUUCGGAUGUCCGACGGGCAGAUUGGCUGGACUUGUGGGAGGCAGGUAGGUGCUGGGAAUGACGUGGAGGCAGAGGGCGACAUGUUCUGGGAUGAAGACGAAGAGGGCACUGGCGAGGGUGACGGCGACAGCCUGGAGACUGAGACCGACGGGAGUUCCGUGCACAUCUCAGAUUCGUCCUGUCUGCUGCAGUCCAAGCAUAAAUGGAUAUGGAUCACCUUCGUUCGUACCUGUAUCGUGACUCUGACUCGUGUCGAUCUCUCGUCGUCAUCCCUCUAGAGAGGAUAUGGGCGUAUGUACCAGCUCAGCAAAAGCACAACGCAUCGCUCCGGCUGCUUCUCC
Gloeophyllum trabeum ATCC 11539 is the source of this 1128-nucleotide messenger RNA. RefSeq lists its product as uncharacterized. Bases 16 to 1065 code for a protein of 349 amino acids. Lineage: Eukaryota; Fungi; Basidiomycota; Agaricomycetes; Gloeophyllales; Gloeophyllaceae. The record is from RefSeq and is a predicted model, not a curated record. The transcript is spliced from 2 exons.